UGCAUCUGGUCGCAUCGCCGGCCCCAGCUGUAAGAUCUCGAUCUCUCGACUCUCAUUGACUGAAGUGCUGCAAUCCCACCUUCCCACAUUAUCCGCUUCCUGAUUGGCCCCACCCCCAGUGAUGCGUGAGAAUGGAAAUCAGGAGACACUCCCGCCCCGGAGAUGCCCCCGACCGAACCUACCAGCGCACCUACAAGGCCUGUCUCGCCUGUCGCCAGCGCAAGGCCAAGUGCGAUCUGGGCACCGGCCCGGACGGUGUCUCGCUGGGCCCGCCCUGCGCGAAGUGUCGCAGGGAGCAGCGGCCGUGUGUGUUUAGUGAGAAGAGGGCGUGGGAGAGGCGCAAGAGGCGAGAUACAGGGACCUCGGACGAUGGCCCCAGGUCCCGGCGCAGGCUGUCCAGUAGUUAUGCGCAUGACGGGGAUGCAUCGUACCAUGCCCGGACGCGCGAUUCGACCGUAGAGGAUGGGGAUGGCGAGGCGCCCGACGAGGUCGACGAGGAUGAGGACGUGGGUAUUUUACAGCGCCCAGAUCCCCCUGAGCAGUCCAAUUCCUUCGCGAAUUCCAUGAUGCGCACCGUCGUGUCGAGUGGGAAUGAUGCGCUGAAUAUCCUCUUCGAGGCGGCCGCCGUGCAUAGUCGUGAGAAUGAUAUGAUCGAGUCGGACAUGCAGUCGCGUAAUGCGCGGGAUCGGUCCCAUCGGACGAGGCAGAGCAAUGCGUCCAGGGACUUGAAUGCUAUUUCUCCGGAGGCGCUGGCGAAGGCGGUCCGCCCGGUGGACCUGUCGUAUGCGUCUAAAGACGUACUUGCUGUGUGGGAGACGUGUCGGUUUGUGCGAAUGGGGUGGUUUACGUCGAGAGAGGCCGUCACUUUUAUUGAUCUUUUCUUCAAGAACAUGUCCCCCCUGUCGCCCAUCUUGACCGAUUUCUACUCCGAUCAUCGAAAUCAUCGCUGGCUCGUCACCCGGGACCCCGUGCUGUGUUGUACGAUUCUCAUGAUCUCGUCGCGAUACCAUCUGCUGCCUGGCGCCGGCGGAGAAUCGCGAAAUUUCUUCAUUCACCAUCGACUGUGGCAGCAUUGUCAGCAGCUCGUGAUGCGACUGACCUUCGGCCAGGAGAGAUCUCUGCAGCCAAAGACCAGGACUAUCGGAACGAUCGAGGCGCUCUUGUUGAUAUCCGAAUGGCAUCCGCGGUCUCUGCAUUUCCCGCCGGAAAGUGAUGGCUGGGACUUUGACCUGGCAUAUGCAGCCCCCGAGCCGAAGGAACCGGACGAAUCGUCCACCAACCGAUGGCUGGAGGAUAUGAUCGAGCCUGCGCGGCGGUCGGAUCAGAUGUCGUGGAUGCUGCUAGGCUCGGCCCUCUCGUUGGCGCACGAGCUGGGGAUCUUCGAGCUGGAUGAUAAGAAAUGGAGCUACUUCUCGGGCUACGAAGGGGCUAUAUCCACGGAGCAGAUUACGCUGCGUAGAUCACGCGUCCAACGAUUACUCUAUGUCUAUAUCAAUCAGCUGGCGUGGCGUAUAGGUUGUGUUUCACUCAUGCCGCAGAGCUUGAAUCACGCAGUCCUAGGCCGACAAGCACGGCGCGAUGUCAGCCAGCCCGGAGACGAAUGGCUGGCGUUUAUGGACUCGUGGAUGGAUCUGACGAAGCUGGCGAAAUCGGUGACGGACAUGUUCUUCCCUACGGUCUCGUUUGCCCGACAGCAGCUGCACACCGGACGGUAUAUCGAUCUGCUGGACCAUUUCCGGCCUCUACUUACGAAAUGGAAAGAUACCCACCUUCAACCUCACUUGCUCAGCGAGCAGUUCUACGACAUCCUCUUUAUCGAGUAUCACUUCGUGCGCGUCUACACCCACUCCGUCGGCAUGCAGGCGGUGGUCGAGCGCGUCCUCGCCGACAGCGACCCCAACGCCGACGAGGUGCGCGCCACGAACAUCGACCCCAUCGACUACGAAUACAUCCAGGAAGUUAUCGAAGGAUGCUGCCAGAUCCUACACAAAGUCAACCAGCUCUCCCGGAUGGAAGUGCUGCGCUUCUCUCCCGUGCGCAUCUUCCUGCGCAUCACCAGCUCCUCCAUCUUCCUCAUGAAAGCCCUCAGCCUGGGGACGCGACAGGCCAAACUGCGCGAAUCUCUCGACUGUCUCGAACAAUGCUGCCAGGCGCUGCGCUCGAACGCAUUGGACGACAUCCAUCUGAGUACCCGCUACGCCACCCUACUGGAGCUCCAUGUGGCGCGUCUCCGGCGCAACCUACUGGCCUCCUCCAAGAGCAAAAACCCAAAAACGAGCCACGGCAAGCGGCGAUCCUCCACGGGCGUCCUCCCCAACCCCGACCUCGAGACGCCCGUCAUGGACGAGUCGCAGAACAUAUCGGCGGUGGGCCUGGUGCCGUCGCUGAACGAUAUUGCGGCCGACGAUUGGCUUUCCUUGCCAUUUGAUCCGUCCAUGGCGCCGUUUGGCAUCAGCAGUGGCGGACAGUUCCCUGCAUAUGAAGGUGGAGCUUUGAAUUUUAUUUGGAAUUUGCCCUCUUGAGCGGGUUUGUUGGUCUGGGCGCUUUACUUGUUGAUUGUAAUGAUAAUUAUGAUGUUAGCUUGUAGUCUGAUGGUCUGAUUGGCUAUGAAUAAUGAGAAAUGUCUGCUAGU
This is a messenger RNA of Aspergillus steynii IBT 23096, 2632 nucleotides long. RefSeq names its product putative C6 transcription factor. NCBI's taxonomy places the organism in Eukaryota, Fungi, Ascomycota, Eurotiomycetes, Eurotiales, Aspergillaceae. The transcript has 4 exons. Gene Ontology annotation, cellular component: nucleus. Gene Ontology annotation, biological process: positive regulation of transcription by RNA polymerase II; aromatic amino acid catabolic process. Gene Ontology annotation, molecular function: DNA-binding transcription factor activity, RNA polymerase II-specific; zinc ion binding. Bases 132 to 2522 code for a protein of 796 amino acids. The record is from RefSeq and is a predicted model, not a curated record.